AGUCGCGCGCCAACGUCCACGUGGACUCCGUAUAUACUGGUUCCUCGUUAUUUUUUUUCAUCGUCACCAUCAUCAUCAUCUUCUACGGCUGCGGCGACGUAUACGCGCGAACGGUACUGUGUCCGCCGCGGCAAAAUGUGAAUGACGCGGCUUCGAUUCAUCGACGAGGGUAUAUCUGCCAACGCGUCGUACAGUAUAUUGUAAAGAGAGCUUAUUAUACGAGCUGCGAAGGCUGUGGACUGAUGUGCUUCCGGGGGAGAGGAGCUUUAUGACAUACGUACGUGCGCUCGCUCUUUGGAAAGUCUCUGUGAAGAAGCUUGAACACGGAGUGAUAAUAGAGGAAAAUUUUCUAAGAAUCCGUACAGUGUCGUAGUUAUAUUUUUGUAAAGCCAAGACUGCCUCUACGAUGUGCAUGGCACAUCCGAAAUGAAUUUAUAGCAGAGACAUCGUCGAAUCGCAACUCGAAUAAUUGCUAUUUUUUACAACAGUAAUCAGAGAGAAUCAACGGACGAAAAAUGGCGUACGACGACGUUAUCACGGAGAUGGGCCAGUUCGGCAAGUACCAGCGCAGGAUAUACCUACUGCUCUGCCUGCCGGCCAUAUCAUGCGCUUUCCACAAGCUCGCCGGAGUUUUCCUCGGGGCCAAGAUGGCUUCAAGGUGUGCACUGCCCUUCGAUACCGACAACUCGUCGUUUUUUCUCCCGGAGCACGUGAUGAACGCGAGUUAUCCCUGGGAUUACAAAGCUAAAAAUUGGUCCCAAUGCGAGCGUUACAGCGACGUGUCCGGCGUCGGCCCGACGAGGGUCGACUUCUACCUGACGGACAAGUUCAACGCCGGCCGGAAGACCAGCACCUGCCACGACUUCGUCUACGACAGGAGCAAUUACCAGAGCUCGACCACCUCCGAGUGGGACCUGGUCUGCGACCGGGAAUGGCUCCGAGCCCUGAGCGACUCGCUGUUCAUGGUCGGCGUCAUGCUCGGCUCGACGAUCUUCGGAGCGCUGAGCGACAAGUACGGACGACGGCCGAUAUUCUUCCUCUCGCUGGUCAUACAGCUGGUCGGUGGCAUCGCCGUCGCGCUGACGCCCGAGUUUAUAUCCUACGUCAUCUUCAGGGCCAUCGUAGGCUCGACCACGAGCGGCGUCUUCCUCGUCGCCUAUGUCAUCGCCCUGGAGAUGGUGGGACCGCAGAAGCGUCUCAUAGCCGGUGUCGGGUGUCAACUGUUCUUCACCGCCGGCUACAUUAUGAUAGCCGGCUUCGCCUAUUACAUCACGGAUUGGAGGAUGCUGCAGCUGGCUCUCACAGUGCCCAGCGUAGCGUUUCUUCUCUACUGGUGGUUCAUCCCUGAAUCGGCUCGUUGGCUGCUGACGAAGAACCGCAACAAGGAGGCGAUGGAGCUGCUGCAGAAAGCUUCGCGGGAAAACGGCGUCGAGAUCCCCGAGUCGACCCUCGAGAGGCUCCUCGACGAAUCCAACAGCGACAGCACACCCGACAGCAAGAAGCCCUCCUUGUUCGACCUCUUCCGCUACCCCAACCUCAGGAGAAAGAGUCUCUUGUUAUUCUUCAAUUGGCUCGUAAACAGCGGCACGUAUUAUGGACUCUCCUGGAACUCCUCGACCCUCGGCGGCAACGAUUACACGAAUUUCGUCAUAUUGGGUCUCGUCGAGAUACCGGCUUACACCUUUCUUAUUUUCACGCUCAAUCGCUGGGGCAGGAAAGUGAUUUUAUGCGGAUGCAUGAUAGCGUCCGGUCUGGCCCUCAUUGCGAUGUUAUUUAUACCGACCGAAAUGGUUUGGCUGAAGGUGACGUUCGCGAUGAUCGCGAAAUUGGCCAUCACCUCGUCGUACGGUACAAUCUAUGUCUUCACCGCUGAACAGUUUCCCACGGUCAUCAGGAACGUCGGUCUCGGAGCAAGUUCGACAUUUGCUCGAGUGGGCGGAGUCAUCGCUCCCUACAUCAACUACUUGGGAUAUUAUUGGGCACCACUGCCGUUCGUCAUCUUUGGCUUCUGCUCGCUGCUGGGAGGCUCGCUGUCGCUACUGCUGCCCGAGACUCUCAACAAGAAGCUGCCCGAGACUAUACAGGACAGCGAGGCUUUUGGAAUGAAGCCAGCCAAAGUUCACAAGAAUGGCUUGGAUAUAAGCGAUAUAAAAAAUACGAAAAAUGCGAAUGACGUGAACGCGUGAGGUUGAAAUCGAACCGCUGAAAGCGUGUCUAAAAUUCCUUUUUAGUUUGAUCAGAUAAUUUAUACGACCUGUUUUGCUAAUUGACUGAGUUUUGCAGCCAAGUUUUUCGAUGGUAUUUUUGACAAUUACAUUCGAAGUCGUGCACGUCUUUAGAUAGUGUACGAGAAGUGGACCUUGACGGUUCGGGAUUGCAAAUUCACAAUAUAUGUGUAUCAAUUCCUGAACCGUUUCUUUUGAUAAAGAACGCACAAUUUAUUUCUGAUGAAAAUAUUAAGUCGAAGUACAGUACGAGCAGUUUAUACCUUUAUCAUUUGUAUUUAUCAGAAGGUAACUAUUAGUUUAUUAAGUUAGAGGCGUACGUUGCAAGUUAGUCAAAGUGAGUUUAUUAUAGAAAGAAAUCUGAAAAAAUAACUCAAUACUGUUCAAUUUAACGCACAACGAGGUACAUUCUUUAUGACAUACUUGCUUUAUAUUGUCUUGCCGUAAAGCGGUUACUGCUAACUUGCAAAGGAAAACUAAAGUAUACUGUCUUUAUAUAAGUUUACAAUCGUAAUAAUACUACGUCGAAAAUGUAUCCACCGUAUUUCUUCCUGCAUCAAAGACUGAGAAAACAACAUGAAAGUAACCUUAGGCUAAUUAUUAGAUGAUGUCGUUUGGAUGUCUGCAGAGGAAAUACCACAAAACGGAUUAAUCGCAAUUUUAUGCAUUCGACGCCCUAUGCUUACUCUGUAAGGAUUAUGAGAUAAAGUUAAAUUUGUUAAAUGUUUUUUAAUAAAAUUUGAAAUUUUUCAAAUUCAAAUCAUUUCAACAAAUGCGUUAAGGAUGUUUAACAUUUCCGAAUAAUAUUAUUUUUUUAAUUUGUACAAUUAUAAUUUAAUAAAACCACACAAAGUAAGUUAUGAAA
Nasonia vitripennis (jewel wasp) is the source of this 3090-nucleotide messenger RNA. RefSeq names its product organic cation transporter protein (gene Orct). The coding region runs from base 516 to 2186 and encodes 556 amino acids. Gene Ontology annotation, molecular function: transmembrane transporter activity. Gene Ontology annotation, cellular component: membrane. The transcript has 11 exons. The record is from RefSeq and is a predicted model, not a curated record. Gene Ontology annotation, biological process: transmembrane transport. NCBI's taxonomy places the organism in Eukaryota, Metazoa, Arthropoda, Insecta, Hymenoptera, Pteromalidae.